AUGGGACACAACCUACAGUCAAGUCCACACACCAGGCUCUCAAGCCACCUUCAACAUAAGACACAACCUACAGUCAAGUCCACAUACCACGCUCUCAAGCCACCUUUAACAUGGGACACAACCUACAGUCAAGUCCACAUACCAUGCUCUCAAGCCACCUUUAACAUGGGACACAACCUACAGUCAAGUCCACACUCUCAAGCCACCUUCAACAUGGGACACAACCUACAGUCAAGUCCACACUCUCAAGCCACCUUCAACAUGGGACACAACCUACAGUCAAGUCCACAUACCACGCUCUCAAGCCACCUUCAACAUAAGACACAACCUACAGUCAAGUCCACAUACCACGCUCUCAAGCCACCUUUAACAUGGGACACAACCUACAGUCAAGUCCACAUACCAUGCUCUCAAGCCACCUUUAACAUGGGACACAACCUACAGUCAAGUCCACACUCUCAAGCCACCUUCAACAUGGGACACAACCUACAGUCAAGUCCACACUCUCAAGCCACCUUCAACAUGGGACACAACCUACAGUCAAGUCCACAUACCACGCUCUCAAGCCACCUUCAACAUAAGACACAACCUACAGUCAAGUCCACAGACCACACUCUCAAGCCACCUUUAACAUGGGACACAACCUACAGUCAAGUCCACAUACCACGCUCUCAAGCCACCUUUAACAUAAGACACAACCUACAGUCAAGUCCACAGACCACACUCUCAAGCCACCUUUAA
Molecule: messenger RNA, 741 nt
Organism: Haliotis rufescens (red abalone)
Lineage: Eukaryota; Metazoa; Mollusca; Gastropoda; Lepetellida; Haliotidae
Exons: 1
Coding region: 1-741 (246 amino acids)
Source: RefSeq, a predicted model, not a curated record